ACUUAAACUCUUUUUUCACGGCGUUUAUUCACAUAAGAGGUGCGCACUAAUGUGCUGUGUGGCCGCGGGUGUCCGAAACAAGAGUUGGACUCAAAUGACAUUGCUUGAGACUGAAAAGUAUCGAGCUAAUUCGCCUGUGUUGUCGUAAAAAGUGGCUAACGCAGACAGCUGCUGGGCAAACGGCGACUGAUGGACGUCGCUAGCAGAAAUAUGCUCUCAUCUUCGGUUUACACUUGUGACCUGGACUUAAAGUCGGUGUGUUGAAAUGCUCGGGAAAAAAAACGUGAUUAUUCUGUUAGCCUUUGCAUCUGCUCCCUGGUGUUGAAGGCUGCUGUUGUAAACAUCCCCAGGCGUUAACGUAACCGAGUUAAAACAAGUCUUGCAUGAACAAACUGCAUUAGUGAAGCGCCUGGAGGCUGUUUAAGAGAGAAUCAAUAACCUAAGAUGAGCUGAAAACGUUGGAUAACAGCUGUCUUGGUUGCUGUUGUAAGCUAGUCUAUGAAGCGACGCUUGAUUUAAACCUUCAUAUAGUUCAUACAUCACAAAGCUCCAGCCUUCAUUAGCCUUAAAGGGGCCGCGUAGACCGUUUACCACAGGUGUAUCUAUUAGGACGAGUUCAAAUGUGCUAUAAGAGUACAAAAGAUCACAUCCUUAUCUUUUUUUUUUUUUUCCUUAUUUUUCUAGACAAAGCCACAAACCCUUCCAACAGACAGGAGGACUGGGAGUAUAUAAUGGGAUUCUGUGACCAAAUCAAUAAGGAACUGGAAGGCCCACAAAUAUCCGUCAGGCUGCUGGCUCACAAGAUCCAGUCCCCUCAGGAGUGGGAGGCGAUACAGGCAUUAACGGUUCUCGAGGCUUGUAUGAAGAACUGCGGGCGACGGUUUCACAAUGAAGUCGGGAAAUUUAGGUUUUUAAAUGAGUUGAUCAAGGUGGUGUCACCCAAAUACCUCGGGGACAAAGUGUCAGAGGGAGUGAAGACCAAAGUGAUCGAGAUGCUGUACAGCUGGACUCUGUCUCUACCGGAUGAAGCAAAGAUCCUUGAAGCGUAUGAGAUGCUGAAGUCACAGGGUAUUGUUUUAGCUGACCCAGAAGUCCCUCUUGAUGCUACAUUAAUACCAUCGCCUUCUCCGCGACCCAAGAAUCCCGUGUUUGAUGACGAGAAGAAGAGCAAGAGAUUAGCAGAGCUGCUGAAGAGCAAAAAGCCAGAAGAUCUGCAAGAGGCCAAUCGGCUCAUCAAGAACAUGGUCAAGGAGGACGAGGUGAGAACACAUAAAGCAAAAAAGCAACAAAGCACACUGGAGGCGGUCAACAGCAGCGUCAAACUCCUUAACGAGAUGCUGGCUCACUUCAGCCCCGAAGACUCCGCGGACGGAGACAAGGAGCUCAUUAGGGAGCUGUACGGGGAUUGCGACAAGCUGAGACAAACUGUGUUUCAGCUGGCCACUGAGACGGAGGAUAACGACAGCUGCUUGGGAGACAUCCUGCAGGCCAGCGAUGACCUCUCCCAUGUCAUUAAUUCCUACAAGAAGAUUGUGGAAGGACAGAUCAUCAAUGAGGAAGCACAGCAAACACAAUUAUCUGUCAGACAAGGUCGCACCAACCAGUCCGAGAUCCUGAUUGACUUGGUGGGUCUGGACACCCAGGGCGUCUCUCAGCCCCCGGCAUCGUCUCUGUCUCUCCCUGCUGACCUGCUGUGUGGGUCCGCUGCCAGGGGCCCUCAGUCCCCCGGCCACGACGGUCCCUCUGCAGCACUCUCUCUGCUGGAUGAAGAGCUACUAUCUUUAGGUCUUAACGAACCGGCUCCUGCGCCAAGUAAAUCAGCACAUGUAAACCUGAACAAUGGUUUGCCGUCUUUACAGGAUUCCAGUCAUGACUUUGAUUUUUUUGACACCACUUCGCUGUCGACAUCGUCGCUCUUUCCAGACGCCCUUUCUGUGACAGCAGACCCGGUUAACCCAGUCGGGUCUUCGACAGCUGCGUCCACCUUAAGCUUUCCUGGUUACGUCUUCUCCACGCCUCCAGUUUCCACAGUGUCCGUUUCAACAACAUCAGUCGUGUUCCCACAGCCCUUCGGCUCAGUAUUGACCACCACGGCCUCUGCUGCUCCUGCCCAGUCAUUCAAGGUGGCCUCGCCUUCUCCCUCAACCUCCUCUCUCACUGCACAACAGGCCUCCACUUCACCUGGAGCGUCCCACGCGACUUCUCUCAGUCACAAUCUGCAAGACCUUGCCUUGCUGGAUCUGGGCAGUCCUAAAAUCACACCUGCUGCGAUGGACUUUGGCAGCUUGCUGGCCAAGAGUGAGGACCUGUUCACUCCCGCUGCCUCGUCCUCCAGAGUUGGUGUCUCCUCCACCACCGCAUCCACCUCACUGCGCCGAGGAGAGAUGCAGGCCGGGUCCACGCACCCGCCUGCCAAGAGCCUGGCAGAUGACUGCCCUCUGUUACGCUCUCUGUCCCCCAUCCUGCCUCUGAGCCAGGCCAGCCCAGGCAAAGAACAAGAGGUGUCCCUGGCCAAUGUCUUUGUCCCUUUGGAUGCCAUCACGCCAAGUAAAGCGUGUCCCGUGACCGCCUAUGACAAAAACGGAGUCCGUGUUCUGCUGCAUUUCGCCAGCGACUGUCCAGCAGGCCGACCCGAUGUACUGGUGAUGGUGGCGUCCAUGCUCAACACAGCCCCGCAGCCUGUCAGGAACAUCGCUCUGCAGGCUGCUGUGCCCAAGACGAUGAAAGUGAGACUGCAGGCGCCCACGGGGACGGAGCUGGCUCCUUUUAACCCAAUACUUCCCCCUGCUGCUGUCACUCAGGUCAUGCUGCUUGCAAAUCCUCUCAAGGAAAAGGUGCGGAUGAGAUACAAACUGACAUUCAUGCUGGGAGAGCAGCCACAAUCAGAAGUUGGGGAGGUGAAUGAGUUUCCGCCUGCUGACAGAUGGGGGGCUCUAUAGCCCGGCCUGCCGACACUAUAAGACAAUUUAAUUUGUCAGUGAAGCUCAGAGGUCCAGAGAAAGGGCAGUAUUAGAAGACUUUUAGGGAAAAAAUGUAAGUUUUUUCUGCUUGAGAUGGCCCACUGAAGUAGCCAAUGUCCUGUAGCGUACGUCCAACUUAAACUUUACUACAGUGCCAGAGGUAGUCAGUGUGGUGCAGUAACAAAUGGAGUGAAGUUUCUGGUAAUGUUAAAUAUUGCUACGUUAUUAUUCGUUUAUUAUGAGUAUUAUUAUUAUUAUUAUACCCUUUUGUUCUUAUUUUAAUGUUCCUAUUUACUGUCUCUCAAUGCCGGACAGUAAGCAAAAAAUAAAAGUUGAAGGAGAUUGUGAAGCCAGGAUCUUAUGAACAUGCGAACAUGACCUGCAUUUCACAUGAUUUGCUGCUCACUAUGUAUGAUAACAACGUUUAACGCUUAAGACAUCGGACUGGAGCAGACAACAGCCCCUCUGUUGCUACACAAAAGGCACCCACAGACUGGCCCACCAAGAAUCAGCUACUUUCAAUAUGCCUCACAGUUGCUACUGAAUACUUUAACUUGUAUACUAACUCGUAGCUCAGACUCUUGUUUUACGCUUUUUAGUCUUUCAGUAUUUAUUGACAUGAAUGUAUUAUUUAUUUGGGUUUUGGGAAGAAGGUGUCAGAUCUGUUAACUUCCUGUUUGGUGUUGCAAUCGACGGCUGCAUUCCUUCUGCAUACUCUUCCGAAUAUGUUACCAAAUAUUUAGACGGCUUAUGUUACAUGAUGUAGCAACAGGGUGGUUUCUGAGGAAUUACAUGCUUUGCUACAUGUCCAGGCUGUGC
Anarrhichthys ocellatus (wolf-eel) is the source of this 3779-nucleotide messenger RNA. It is a transcript of the gene gga3a, whose product is annotated as golgi associated, gamma adaptin ear containing, ARF binding protein 3a. The record is from RefSeq and is a predicted model, not a curated record. The coding region runs from base 621 to 2939 and encodes 772 amino acids. Gene Ontology annotation, molecular function: phosphatidylinositol binding; ubiquitin binding; small GTPase binding. NCBI's taxonomy places the organism in Eukaryota, Metazoa, Chordata, Actinopteri, Perciformes, Anarhichadidae. The transcript has 16 exons. Gene Ontology annotation, cellular component: trans-Golgi network. Gene Ontology annotation, biological process: protein localization to cell surface; intracellular protein transport; Golgi to plasma membrane transport.